Messenger RNA from Hevea brasiliensis (rubber tree), 2635 nucleotides. Its product is annotated as QWRF motif-containing protein 2. Lineage: Eukaryota; Viridiplantae; Streptophyta; Magnoliopsida; Malpighiales; Euphorbiaceae. Gene Ontology annotation, cellular component: cytoplasm; centrosome; nuclear microtubule. The coding region runs from base 352 to 2286 and encodes 644 amino acids. Gene Ontology annotation, molecular function: microtubule binding. Gene Ontology annotation, biological process: spindle assembly; centrosome cycle. The transcript has 6 exons. The record is from RefSeq and is a predicted model, not a curated record.
GAAAGUUUUAUCAGAACUAAAAAUUUCUUAAUUAAUACAAACACUUCUCCUGUGACUAUCCCUCUCUCUCUCUCUCUCCACUACCAAAUCUCACUCGCCCCUCACCUACUCUCUCAAUCCUGAUAGCAUUUCCAGGGAAAAUGCAGAAUAAUCCACCAGAACCCCAUUUUUGGUUGUCCAUUUCUUGCUCAGUUUGUUGAGGUUUCACCAAUUUAUCUUGGUUUUGCAGGUUGUAGCCAUGAAACCCACUACUUUUAUUUCCAGUUUCACGUGAAAGCGUCAAAACCCAAAUUGUUUUUUCAAGAGGCAAUGUGAGGAAACAGCAGAAACAGGACUUUUUUUCCUCGCAUAAUGGUGGCUGCUAUACCUCAAGCAGUGGCUUCUUCCACUGAUAAUCCCCAGAGACCCCCACUAUUGCCUUCUGAGAAAGAUCAACAAAACAAUGGUGGUCAUGUUCCAGCAAGAAAACCCAGAGGAAAACAAGUCCCUUCUAGAUAUCUUUCUCCUUCUCCUUCCUCUUCUACUACCACAACAACAACUACUACAACCACUAGUACAAUUUCUUCUUCCUCUUCCUCUUCAUUUUCUAAGAGAUUCCCUUCACCCUUAAUUUCGCGCUCCACAAAUUCUGGCGCAGCACAUACUCCAUCCUCCUUUUCUUCUUUUUCGGGACCCAAAAGAUCCCAAUCUGUAGAUAGAAGACGGUCAGUGACUCCAAGGCCAACAACGCCGAACCCUGAGUCUAAACAAGGCAAUGCCACUGAAAUGUCAGCUGCAACAAGGAUGCUGAUCACUUCUACAAGGAGUUUAUCGGUGUCUUUCCAAGGGGAAGCAUUUUCACUCCCGAUUAGCAAGGCUAAGGCUGUGAGUUCACCAAAUGUGGGUAGAAAGGCCACUCCAGAGAGGAGGAAAGCGACUCCUGUGAGAGAUCAGGGGGAGAAUUCGAGGCCUCUGGAUCAGCACAGGUGGCCGGGGAGGAGUAGAGAAGGGAAUUUGGUUUCGACGGAAAGAAACCCGUUGUUGUCUAGGAGUUUGGAUUGUAGCGCUGGAGAUAAGAGGAUUAUGGGAUCUGGGUUGAUGAUGGUUAAGUCAUUGCAGCAAUCAAUGAUGAUUGAUGAGAGGAGGUUGAGCUUGGAUUUAGGCAAUGCUAAGCAAAACCCAGAUGCCAAUUGGGUUCAUGAUUCUUCUCUUGCUGGUGAUCUCACUGCAUCUGAUAGUGACAGUGUUUCCUCUGGUAGCACAUCAGGACUGCAUGAAUUAGGUGGUGGGAUUUCGAAAGGAAAAAGUGGGGCUCGUGGCAUUGCUGUUUCUGCAAGGUUUUGGCAAGAAACUAAUAGCAGGUUGAGGCGGUUACAGGAUCCCGGUUCACCAUUAUCUAUUAGUCCUAGUUCCAGAAUGGGCAUUUCAUCAAAGACCAUUCAAUCAAAAAGAUUUAGUACUGAUGGUCCUAUGGCAUCUCCCAGAACAAUUGCUUCUUCACCUAUUAGGGGAGCCACGAGGCCUGCGUCGCCUAGUAAGCUUUGGACACCUUCAGCUUCAUCUCCGUCAAGAGGGAUUUCCAGUCCUUCAACGGGAAGACCCAUAAGCAGUAAUUCGAGUAGCAUGCCUUCAAUUCUUAGUUUCUCUGUUGAUUUAAGGAGAGGGAAGAUUGGGGAGGAUCGAAUUGUUGAUGCACAUGUGUUGAGGCUUCUGUACAACCGUUACUUGCAAUGGCGGUUUGUAAAUGCAAGGGCAGAUGCUACCUUCAUGUUGCAGAGACUAAAUGCAGAGAAAAAUUUGUGGAAUGCAUGGGUAACAAUCUCAGAACUACGGCAUUCUGUCAUUCUUAAAAGAAUCAAGUUACUGUUGCUGAGACAGAAGUUGAAGCUGACUUCUAUCCUCAAAGGCCAAAUUACUUAUUUAGAAGAAUGGUCUCAUCUGGAUAAGGAUCACUUUACCUCUUUGGAAGGAGCAACUGAAGCUUUGAAGGCCAGUACUCUUCGUCUUCCAAUUGUUGGAAAAGCAAUAGUUGACGUUCAAAAACUUAAGGAUGCUAUUGGUUCUGCAGUCGAUGUGAUGCAAGCAAUGGCAUCCUCUGUAUGCUCACUAUCAUCAAAGGUGGAGGAAAUCAAUUCCCUGGUGGCUGAAAUUGUGAAUAUGACAGCGAAAGAAAAAUAUUUUCUUGAACAAUGUAAAGGUUUCUUAUUGACAUUGGCAGCCAUGCAGGUUAAGGACUGUAGCUUGAGAACGCAUAUAUUACAAUUAAAUCGAUUACGGACUACCAGCAACCUGACAACACGUGUGUAGAACUGAUCUCACUUGACCACUCACUCUAAAAGCUAACAUUACACAGAACCUCUUCUUUUUCCACAGGAUGGAGGUGCACUGGAGGUAAUAAACUCGGAUUGAAUUAGCAAGUUUUGGCUUAUUCACAUUUGGAUUUUUUGAACCAGUUGUGGUCUUCCAUGUAAUGUUUCGAGUAUCUUUGUGUACGAAAACGAAAGUUGGCAUUUCUUCCUACUAAUUAGCUGUAUACAAAGAGAACACACUCUUUUUGGCUUUUCAGGCAAAAGGAAGUAAUGUAUUUGUAUAUAUAAAUAUAUAUAUAUGUGUAACGUUCAUGGCUUAUCUGAUCACUGAUUAUUGUUAUUAUUUA